Molecule: messenger RNA, 1221 nt
Organism: Panicum virgatum (switchgrass)
Lineage: Eukaryota; Viridiplantae; Streptophyta; Magnoliopsida; Poales; Poaceae
Product: zinc finger protein 36-like
Exons: 1
Coding region: 101-832 (243 amino acids)
Molecular function (GO): DNA-binding transcription factor activity
Source: RefSeq, a predicted model, not a curated record
CGCACACACCCACCACUCUCCUACUUGUCCACCUCUCUCUCUCGCUCCCUCCGCGCUGCUCCGGGUCAACUCCGCGAGAGAGGAGAUCGAUCGGCGAUCGAUGUCGCUCGCCAUGUCGCUCGACGCGGGCCUCGACGUGUCCAGCAAGCCGCCGGUGCCGCCGCCGUCCCCGCCGCGGGUGGACUCGUGGGCGCGCGGGGGGCGCCGCUCCAAGCGCCGCGCCGGGAGCCCCAGCGGCGGCGGAGGAGCCGAGCAGUCCGAGGAGGAGUACCUCGUGCUCUCCCUCCUCAUGCUCUCGCGCGGCGUCCGCGGCGACGCCGGGGACGGCGGCGGGGUCGUCGCCGCCGCCAAGGGCGCGGCGAAGGCGGGCCAGGGGUACGAGUGCUCCGUGUGCGGCAAGGUGUACCCGUCGUACCAGGCGCUCGGCGGGCACAAGACGAGCCACCGGAAGCCACCGACGCCGACGCCAACCCCGGCGCCACAGCCGGCGGCGGCGGCAGCCCCCGCGGGCGACGAGGCAGCGCCCCUCGGCGGCGGCGUCGCGCACGCGGAGGAGAAGGUGCACCAGUGCUCGCUCUGCCUCCGCACGUUCCCGUCGGGGCAGGCGCUGGGCGGGCACAAGCGGCUGCACUACGAAGGCGGCGGCGCCGCGGGCGCGGACGGUAUCAAGGCCGACAAGACCAAGGCUAGCGCAGCCCAGGCGACGUCCGUGCUCAGGGACUUCGAUCUCAACCUGGCUGCCGCGGCCGCAGCGGCCGCCACGACGGCGGUGGACGCCGAGAGCGCGCUUCCGGAGGCCAAGCGGGUGCGCAUGAUGCUGCUCGUGGUCUGAUAGAUCACCAGCUUCUCUGGCGGCGGCGGCGGCGUAGGUUUUGCUGUCUCUAGGAGUUGUUUGCUAGUAGGUUUUUGCUGGUUAAUUGGUUGGUUGAUUGCUUGAUUUAAUUCCGGUUUGCGUGACGCGGACUGCGCUUGAUCGAUGUGUGAAUGCGAUAAGCACGGACCCGCUCGGUUCGGUGGUGGCUUACUCUUUCAGAGCUAGGGAGCUGGUUUACGUGGCUCCAUCCUGUCCUUCUUACCCAUUGAUCCAUUCCUGUCCAUAUUUUGUGACCCGGCCCUGAGCCGCCGGAUCAACAACCCGACGGCUAGGAUCUGUAGCACUUACUUGUAAAGACCCGUUAGUCAAAAUAUAUAUACACAUAUGCAAGGAAACUUUUUUAUACC